CCCGCCUUCUCGCCGGCGGAAGCGGGAGUGACGCAGUGAGGGCGACAACAAGAUGGCGGUAGCCAGCCUGCUGCAUGGCGCGUUCAGGCGGCUGUUUGCCGGGUUCUGGGGAAGCGGCUGGGUUUCGCCACCGGCUAGAGCCCUCCGGGAGGUUGUGGAGGUGACUGAAGGCAACACGACCAUAAUCGAAGGGAAAAUUACAGAGGAUCCUGAAACACCAACACCUCCUAACCCCUCUGGCCAGUGUCCUAUCUGUCGCUGGAACCUGAAGCAUAAGUAUGAUUAUGUGGAUGUCUUGCUGUUGAGCCAGUUUAUCCGUUCUGACGGAGGGAUGCUGCCACGAAGGAUCACAGGCCUCUGUCUGGAGGAGCACAAGAAGAUUGCUGCCUGUGUGCAGAUGGCGCACCGUGCAGGAUUGCUGCCAAACCACAGGCCUCUACUUCCUGAAGGGCAUGUUCCCAGGAAACCCAAGUUGAACAGGUAUCUGACUCGCUGGUCCAUCAGAUCUGCAAAGCCCAUCUGGAAGAGGGGCCCUAAGUGGUGCAAAGUUCCCAUGCCAGUUGGACACCUUCUUCUGAAGGAUAAUGUCAAAUUUGUACACAAGCCGCUUUAUUACAACCACUAGAGUCCUGAACUGGCACAGUCAAUGAGCACAGCUGUUUUACACUGUUCUACUUUUUUUUUUUUUUUUUGCAAGUUUGUCAGUAUCUCCAAUUUCCAAAGUCAAAAACUCUCAUUAGUGCUCUGUAUUGUCUCCGGUGAAUGAGCUGCAAUCUGCUCCUUGAGGAAAACACAGGAUUCAGCAAAGCAGAGUUCAGCGUUCAGAAUGAAUUUGGAGAAAGCAGGGGGCAAAGAUUUUACCUCAAAGCCAGAAAGGAUCUGAAGGCUUCUGUGUCAUUAUAGUCUACUACUGGGUUUGGAAAGGUGGUUUCCUUCUUUUCCCAGAAAUAAAUGGUAAUUCCCCACUUAUGUGUUUCACUUUGGAUUUGCUUCAUUUGCGCUAUCGUAUCUCUGAUCACUGACACUCCUGCAGCACUGUUUCCUCAGCAGUAACAAAUUAUGUUAAUGACUACCAGAGUGAAAUAUUUUUAUAAUCUGUACUAUCUGUAAUUUGCAGCAGAAAAUGCAUGUCAGUGGCAGGCAGGCAUGUUUAUUUCUUACACAUUUGCUUCAGUAUUCCUAGCUUGUGCAUCCCUCCUGGAUCAAGCAAAUACAGAAUGUUGAUGUUCUUGACA
Molecule: messenger RNA, 1235 nt
Organism: Numida meleagris (helmeted guineafowl)
Lineage: Eukaryota; Metazoa; Chordata; Aves; Galliformes; Numididae
Gene: MRPS18A
Product: mitochondrial ribosomal protein S18A
Exons: 6
Coding region: 53-625 (190 amino acids)
Biological process (GO): mitochondrial translation
Cellular component (GO): ribosome; mitochondrial small ribosomal subunit
Molecular function (GO): structural constituent of ribosome; small ribosomal subunit rRNA binding
Source: RefSeq, a predicted model, not a curated record